AUGCUGAAGACAUUAAGACCGGCACCAAAGGCUGCUCCCCAGCUUCAGAUUCAGCCAAAGACUGGCGCUCGUUUGGACGGAGACAACCUCGGUUUACUAGGAGAAUUUGUACGAAAGGAUCCAGAAUCCUACAAAGAUGACUUCGACGAGCAAAUGACACAUUUCAUCGAACUUGGCAAGCUGCUACAGAUCCAACCAGCCAUGCAUCGGAUGGACGUUCAACCACUGCUUGAGCUGACAACGUUCUUGAGUGGAGUUGCUUACUGUUUUCCGGGUAGGUUGAGGUUUAUUUGAUGGUAUAUGGGGGAGCUGGGAUUAGCGGUUAGUGGAGGAUGGUGUUUUGGAGCGGGCGAGGUAAAAAAGUUUUUUUGGUGGGGGUGGAUUUUCGAUAAUUUUUUUUAUUUUUAGUGACGUUAAUGUACAUCCUACUGCAAUAUUAAGAAGUAAUUUUUAAAUAAAAUCAAAAAAAAAAUUUUUUAGAAAACGCCCGAACCUUUGGAGAAAACUUGGAUCAAACCCUUCGGGCCCAAGGCAGCGCAUUAGACCCAAAUGUACGAUUGGCUUUCAUCAAGGCUAUUGUUACGUUAAGAAAUCGGAAUUUGAUCGAUAUGGAUCAAACGCUGAAUUUGUUUUUUGAGCUACUGAAGUGCGAGGACAAGCCAUUGAGGUAGGGACUGGUUGUUUAAGCUAAAUUUUUAAGGAUGCUUUUUAGGAUCUUGGAAGGCUUGGAAAGGAACUUUUGGGCUUAAAAAUGAAUUCUUGGCUUAUAAACGAAUUUUAGGCUUAAAAACGGAACUUUAGGCGUGAAAAUGAAUUCUUGGCUUAAAAAUGAAUUUUAGGCUUAAAAUGAUUUUUAUUCUUAAAACUGAAAUUUUAGGCUUAACAAUGGAAUAUAAGUUUUUUUGGUAAUUUUACGUUAAAUUAAAACUUUUUUACAAGUUUUAUUUAAAAUUUUAGAAAAUUUCUACUGGGCGCCAUCAUCGGCUUCAUUCGACGUCAUCACAAGAAGUUCCACCGACCAGACUCCAAGUUUCAAGCCUUUGUUUUCGCCAAAAUCAAGGACAGUCGAGCCAUAAUUGCUCGUUCGGCCGAACUCAUUUUGAUUGAUGCCUUCAGACGGCAGUUCUGGCGCGAUGCCAAAACUGCCAAUGCUAUUUCACAAUGUGUUUUUAACAAACACACGAAAAUCCAGGUAAAGAUGAGGGUUAUGAGGGGAGAUUUUGGCAAAAUUUAUUGUUUUUUGCAAGAUUUUGGCUAAAUUUGACGGUUUUGUGGGCAAUUUUUUGAUAUUCUUAAUGGUUUUUGGAGGAAUAUUGGGACGUUUUUGGAAAAAAAGGGAUAACAUAAGAUAGUGCAAAGUGUAACAAGCUACGUUUUACAACUUUCACGAACUUAGCCAAUUCAAAAAUGGCACAAAACUUUAUGUUGUUGUAGGUAACAGCGAUGCGCUUCUUCCUCGGCAGCUCGGAACAAGAGAACGGCGAAGGCUCUGACUCGGACAUGGAUUCGGAGGAAGAAGGUGAAGAUAAAAAGACCAUCAAGGAAGUUAUGACAGCUUUUCGUCACACCAAAAAGACCAAAAAACGAGCGAAACAGUUGGAGGACGCCAAGAAGGCCAUAAACAAGGAAAAGAAGAAGAAGAAAGAGAAGAACAGAAAGAAUUGCAACCUGGAAGCGAUGAGAAUGUUGUAUGAUCCACAAACUUUGUGUGAGAGACUGUUUGCUGCGCUGGAAAGUAAGUUUUUGCAAGUUUUUUUGAGGUUUUAGCAAAGGUUUUUGGGGAAAAGGAUUUGAAAGGAGGACAUGCUUCACCGUAUAAAAUGUCGACUUUAAUCUAUUUUUUAAACUUAGAUAUCUGAAUACAGUUUUAUUACAAAUUUUUCAAAUUUUAGGUAAGAAAAACGAACGCUACGUAGUCCGCCUCCUCUACAUGGCUCUAGUCGCUCGCUUGAUCGGAGUUCAUCAACUACAGGUCUUGGGCUUCUAUUCCUACCUUCACAAGUUUCUACAGCCAAAACAAAAGGAAGUGACGAGAAUAUUGUUGUACGCAGCACAAGCUUGCCACGAAACCGUACCAAGUGAUCUAGUCGAAGGUCUAAUCAAAGUCAUUUCGAAUAACUUUGUCUCUGAUAACAAUUCACACGAAGCGAUCACUGUGGGAUUGAAUGCAAUCAGAGAGAUCUUUGCAAAUUGCCCGUUUGCCGCUACGUCUGAUGUACUGGAGGAUCUGUCUGAGGUAGGUUAAUAUAAAUUUGAAAAAAAAAAAUUUUAAUUUUUAAUUUUGGAAAAAAUUUUUUUUAUUUUUUGAAUUUUUUUGAAAAAUUAAAAAGUUACUUUACUAGAGCCAUAUAAACAUACAUUUUUUAACCACUUCUCAAAUUUCAGUACAAAAACUACAAAAACAAGAACGUGUCGAUGGCAGCUCGUGGCUUGCUUCAACUCUUCAGAGCCGUCAAUCCAGCCAUGCUUCGUAACAAGUACCGUGGACGGCCUACAGACGCCGAUUCACACUUCAAAACCGAAUUUGGCCAGAAUGAUGCACUUGAUUUCUUGCCCGGAGCUGAAGUUCUAAACGAAGACGAAGCGCCAGAAGCCGAAGAGAAGCCGUCGAGGAAGAGGAAACGUCAACAAAGUGAGGAUUCUGAAUCCAGUUGGAUCGAUAUCGAUGAUUCUGGGUCGGAAAUUGAGAUUGCUACGGAUUCGGAAGACGAAAAUGAUGUUGAUGAUGAUGAAGAAGGGGUGGAGGAUGAUGAAGAAGGAGUGGAAGACGAUGAAGAAGGGGUAGAAGAUGAUGAAAAUGAGCUGGAAGGAGCUGAAGAUGAAUAUAAUGAAAUAGAAAGUGAUGAAGAAGGAGUAGAAGAUGAUGAUGAAGAAGAGGAAGAUGAAGAUGAGAAUGAAGAAACAGAUGAACCGGUAACUAAGAAGAUGAAAAAGGUCACUUUUGCUACUAAAGCCGAGAAGAAAAAGGCUAAGAAAUUGGAGAAGGUAAGGGUUUUUGAUAAGUUUUAGAGUAGAUUGGGUAACAAAACGAAGGUUUUUGAUGGUUUAGGUAUUAAUCAAGGUUAUUUCUAUAAAAAUAAGGGGUUUAAAAUUAGGUUUUUCUUAUGUUUUAGGUAACAAAAUGAAAAAAUUAAAGUCGAACCAUUUUCAGAAACUUACGGCCGAAGCAGCGUUGGAGAAAGCCCGCUCCCUCUCCGAGAAUCGUAUCUUUACUGACGAAGACUUUAAGAAAAUUAAAGCCCAUCAGAUGCGAAAACAGCUUGCCGCCGCCAAUCCCAAUUUCAAGAACAAAAACCUGACCAAUGAUGAUAUGAAGCUAAAGGACGAAGUGGCCGAAGUCAUUGGAAAACGAUCGGAAGGUGCCACACUGACCAGUUUGAAUGAUAUCACACACUUCCACAAGAAGAUCAGACGUCAAACCAAGGCAGAGCGACUGGAACAGAUCAAGGAGGGUCGCGGGGAUAAGGACAUGUACAAGAAGAGGAAGAACAAUGUGAGUUAGGGUGCAUUUUUUAAGGCAGAGGGAUGUUUUAUAUCUAAGGGUGGUGCGGGGGGGGGGGUUGAAUGUUGGUGAUGAUGGCGGAUCAAUCACCUAUUCUCUAAAGCCUCAGGCAUUGAAAGAGAUGUUUACAUAAGAAAUUGAUGUUGUUUUAGGGCCCCCACGUUGGUCGAACCAAUGCCAACAUGGCCAAGAACAAGAACUUCCAAAUGGUGAGGCAAAAGGUGAGAGGAAAGAACCGUCAACGAUCGUUCCGUGAUCAACAACGCUCAUUAAGAACAUAUCUUCUAAAGCAAGCUGGACGAAAACCUGGAAAUAUGUAA
This is a messenger RNA of Bursaphelenchus okinawaensis, 3822 nucleotides long. Lineage: Eukaryota; Metazoa; Nematoda; Chromadorea; Rhabditida; Aphelenchoididae. The record is from the annotation of a GenBank genome assembly.